UCAAAAGAAAGCUCAAAGUUUCUCACGGUUUCUUUCUUCCAAUUGCCAUCGCUCGGUUCGCUUCCUCCGAUGAGAAAAUGAGCUCAUGCGGCGGCCCUACUCCUCUCAACGUCAUCGGAGUUCUUCUGCGAUCGGAGUCUUCCCGGGCCUGUAAUUCCGACGAGAAUUCCCGGAUUCUGAGGGAUUUCGUUACUCGCGAAGUCAAUGCUCUCCUCUGGCUCUCUCUCAUCACCGUCACUGCGGUUCUGAUCAGCAAGGUUGUUGAGCUCUUCAGAUUGUGGUCGAAGGCGAAGCAGCUCCCCGGCCCUCCUUGCCCGUCUUUCUACGGCCACUCCAAGGUCAUUUCGCGCCAGAAUCUCACCGAUUUGUUAUAUGAAUCUCAUAAAAAAUAUGGACCAGUUGUCAAGCUAUGGUUGGGUCCCAUGCAGCUUUUAGUGUCUGUAAAGGAGCCAGCGCUUCUCAAAGAAAUUCUGGUGAAGGCCGAGGAUAAAUUGCCUUUGACAGGGCGGGCAUUCAGGCUAGCAUUUGGGCGUUCCAGUCUCUUUGCUUCCUCUUUUGAGAAGGUGCAAAACAGAAGACAGUGGUUAGCAGAAAAGUUAAAUGAAAUAUCAUUUCAGAGAGCUAAUGGGAUUCCUUCGAAGGCUGUGGAUUGUUGCAUGGGGAGGGUAGAAGAUCUUAUGAUUGAAGAAAGUGUAGAUUGUAAUAAGGUCUCUCAACAUUUGGCUUUUACAUUGUUAGGAUGCACACUUUUUGGGGAUGCCUUUUCGGGUUGGUCUAAGGCAACCAUCUAUGAGGAACUUCUGAUGAUGAUUGCUAAAGAUGCCAGUUUUUGGGCCUCCUACAGAGUUACUCCUAUUUGGAAACAAGGAUUCUGGCGGUACCAGCGCUUGUGCAUGAAGUUGAAAUGCUUAACACAAGAUAUUGUUCAACAAUAUAGAAAACAUUACAAGCUCUUCUCUCACUCCCAGAAUCGGAACCUUCAUAAUGAAACCAAAAAUACUGGUGCGGAGGUUGCAUUUGAUAUUCCACCACCCUGUCCUGCUGCCGAGAUGCGCAGUAAUUGUUUCUUGUAUGGUCUUAAUGAUCAUGUUAAUCCUAAUGAGGAACCAUGUGGAAAUAUUAUGGGUGUGAUGUUUCAUGGAUGCCUAACUACUGCAAGUCUGAUUGCUUCCAUUUUGGAAUGGCUUGCCACAAAUCCUGAAAUACAGGAAAAGAUUAGCUCAGAACUAAAUACAAAGGGCCCAGUGAAAGAUCACCAGAAAAAUGUUGAUAACAUGCCACUUCUGUUGGCAACUAUAUAUGAGUCUGCCCGUCUUCUGCCAGCAGGGCCUCUGUUACAAAGAUGUUCACUGAAACAAGAUUUGGUCCUAAAGACUGGUACAACUAUACCAGCUGGAACAUUAGUCGUUGUACCCAUACAAUUGGUACAGAUGGAUGAUUCAAGCUGGGGAAGUGAUGCCAAUAAGUUCAAUCCCUACCGGUUUUUAUCAACGGCUUGUAAUGGGACUGAUAUGACUCAGCAACCAACACUUGCAGGUGAAAAUAUUGGGGAUCAAGGAGAGAGCUCAUUUAUUUUGAACGAUCCGAUUGGCAAUGUUGGAUUUCUUCCCUUUGGCUUUGGUACACGUGCCUGCGUUGGUCAGAAAUUUAUUAUACAAGGAGUAGCAACAUUAUUCGCCUCUUUGCUCACACACUACGAGAUAAAACUGCAGUCAGAAUCCAAGAAUGAGUCGAAGUCAUCAACGAACCUGUCCGCAUCUCGAAUUCUUCCCAAUCCGAAGAUAGUUUUCGUAGGUAGGAACAGCUGAAGAACAAGUAGCCAAAAGCUCACUCCUCCAUAGGAAGGUUGUAUCUAAUCCAGGUCCAUCUCAAUUACUACAUUUAAUCUGAACUGAAAUAGUUUUUAUGGGGAAGUUCUGCAUCUUUUUCCCCCGUGACUCACUGGCUGUCACAAAUGGGAGGUUGAGACACAUGCUUUUUCCCUCCCUAUGUUCAUAUCAUAUAGUAGCUCGAUCGAGUGCCGCUUUUUUCGCUAUUUUAUCACUUGUUUUUGAAGCACUCGUGUUCCGGUAUUAGGCGGGGCCUCGUACUUCCCCAUCUUUAGAUUCUCAAAUGCGUCUAGAAGUGUCUAAGAGUAACUCAAGUUUCCUCUUUUUUUCUCUCCAUAGAGGGAGGGUUUCUUGUGUACUGUGCUUUAUACUGAAUAUUGCUGAACUCAAUGCACCAUCUGAGUUGCAUAUGUCUCCAAUAUCAUCCACUAAAUAAAGACUCUGUUUCUGUUUUUGUUCU
Molecule: messenger RNA, 2289 nt
Organism: Momordica charantia (bitter melon)
Lineage: Eukaryota; Viridiplantae; Streptophyta; Magnoliopsida; Cucurbitales; Cucurbitaceae
Product: cytochrome P450 734A1
Molecular function (GO): monooxygenase activity; heme binding; iron ion binding
Source: RefSeq, a predicted model, not a curated record